Messenger RNA from Xiphias gladius (swordfish), 479 nucleotides. RefSeq names its product NADH:ubiquinone oxidoreductase subunit B3 (gene ndufb3). The transcript is spliced from 3 exons. Lineage: Eukaryota; Metazoa; Chordata; Actinopteri; Istiophoriformes; Xiphiidae. Gene Ontology annotation, biological process: electron transport chain; mitochondrial respiratory chain complex I assembly. Bases 115 to 393 code for a protein of 92 amino acids. The record is from RefSeq and is a predicted model, not a curated record. Gene Ontology annotation, cellular component: mitochondrion.
ACAAAAGACGCUUUGGUGUUUUGGCCCAUAUCGUGUGCCGUAAUUUGACCGUAAAACAUUGCUAUCUGUCGCAACCUUUAGACCAUCAGCAGAGGUCACAACAAACCAGUCAGUAUGGGAGGUGACCACGGCCACAGCAAGCUGCCCAUGCCAGACUGGCGGCAGUGGAAGAUGGAAGGAACACCCCUGGAGUUCACACAGCAGAGGCUGGCAGCCAGGGGUCUCAAGGACCCAUGGGCACGUAACGAGGCAUGGAGAUACUCAGGCGGCUUCGCUCGUGCUGUGACUCUGUCAGAUGUGCUGCUGAGAGGGUUCAAGUGGGGCUUUGCUGCCUUUACUGUUGCUCUGGCUGUAGAGUACGCCCUGUUCCCACCAAAGAAGGGCGGCCACUAAUGCUCGUCACUGUCCCAACAAGACCAUAAUGGAGUAUAAUAAUAUUAUGUAUUUUCUGUUUAUUAAAUGUCUUUUUGAUCACCAAA